This is a messenger RNA of Aspergillus piperis CBS 112811, 2076 nucleotides long. RefSeq lists its product as uncharacterized. The transcript is spliced from 8 exons. The record is from RefSeq and is a predicted model, not a curated record. Bases 1 to 2076 code for a protein of 691 amino acids. NCBI's taxonomy places the organism in Eukaryota, Fungi, Ascomycota, Eurotiomycetes, Eurotiales, Aspergillaceae. Gene Ontology annotation, molecular function: zinc ion binding.
AUGGACUUUUUACAACAGGCGCCCCCGUCUGUGCAGGACCUCUUGCGCGCUGGAGAGCCGUUCAUCCCGUUUUCCGAGUAUUCUGUUCAGGACAUCACUCAUCUGUCAGAAGACGAAACCACAAAAUGGGUGGAGACAAAACUCCGCGAUGGGAAGCCAUUUGUUAUACGUGGCUUCUCUCGACUGAAAGAAUGGGACAGGUCGGUUCUGAACAAUGAGAGACUAGGCAGCCUCUCUUCCUCAGCAGCGAUACCGGUAAGAAACUGCCACACCGGGCGAGAUGCGAAAAUGCGGCUCCAGGAUCUCCUUUCGCAGACAGAAUAUGCUCGUACCGGCAAUGUCCGAGAGUUUUUGUACGCAAAAGACCUCCAGUGCCCACAGGAAUGGAUCAAGGCAUUAGAUGCAUUUCUUCCUUCAGCUAUGAGACAUCUUGGGUCUCUUGACUUAUUCCGGACGUUGCCAAAGGAGAUAGCGCCGGAGGUGCUGAUGGCGUAUGUUGGGACUCGGAAAUCUUCAUGUUUUAGCGGAACAGUUGCGCUGAAUCUAUUAGUUGAAUCAGAAGGUGCUGGCCCUGGGUCCAUCUGCUUUGGCACCGAUAAACACUCACAGGCCGUAUACGAUACAUAUAUGGAGAGAUUGGGAAAGUCUCCCCAUACCGAUUGGACCGACGUUUCUACUACCCAGCUCAAGUCCGCCAAUUUUCCUAUAUACAUUACCCAUCAGCAACCUGGAGACUUGGUAAUAUUUCCUUCAGCUACUGCCCAUCAAAUUUGGAAUAUCAGUCCGAUGGUUACUAAGGUAGUCUGGAAUGUUAUGCAUAGCUCUUCGCUUGUCUCUUUCUUCGACUACAUCCAGCCAUUCUACCAGCGAUACUGCCAUGCAGACACUGGCCGAGUCCCUCUAAUCCCGUUACAUGCCUUAAUCCGAGGUUCUCUAGGAACUGAGGACGAAGCUCUUCUCCUGGACGUCUUUCUAAAAUUGCUGGAUGAUGAAGCUAUUGAGACUGACUCGGUCCCUCCAAUGAAGACCGUGGAUACCCAGGGGGCCGUGGUAGAAUGUAAUUUCUGCGGCUUGACAAUAUGGAAUCGGCAUCUGCACUGCGAGCAGUGCGGCGACUUUGACUUAUGUCUGACGUGCUUUAUCUCUGGACGCAGCUGCAAACACGUUGCUGACUAUACAUGGGCCGAACUCAUUCCGCGCGCCUACUGCAUGGAGGUUAUUCAGUCGACUCGGAACAGACUGCGUGGUCGAUUACUCUCCCGAAUCAAACAUCCAAAGCAAAAGUCUCUGGGCGCCUUGGCUGCUGCCGCGGCAGAUGCACGGAAACAACCGAUGAUGAUCCAUGGCAAAGACAAGCCUGUGCGGUCUCGGAUCAAGUCGAUUGAUCCUCGCGGUCGAAUCAUGGGGUUCACCGACAACGUAUUCGACCAAAAACGAGGCAAAAGAGCUAGUAUGGCUACUCAUAGCGCAUCCCUCCCGCCUGAAGUGCCUUCCCGGGCACAUAAACGACCGAGAACCCAGGUUAGUGAUGAAGAGGCGGAACUACCACGACAGCAGGAGGACUAUAGUACUUUCACAAAUCGUGGUAUGGUACAGUCGCAAAGUACAGAGGAUACUAUACACUCAAGCGCUCGUCCCUAUGUCAUGUCUUCACGGAGUAUAGGCCCGAAAGGGCAGCUCCGUAUCAGUGAUCUCGUUGAGGAACAUAGCCCUGCUGAAGCUGAGCCUUCCUUUCAGGCUCCCUUCAGGCACGCAUCUCCUCUACUUUCCCUGACGCCAGGAGAUGGCGCAUUCCGACGGCCGGCCAAUGAGCCGAGUGUUCCAGCCACUACAGAUGAAGCCAGUAUCUCUUUUCUUGAAAGGAAAUUGGAAGAGCUCCGUCGAUAUGCCGAUGAACUUCUGGAUCUUUCCCUGGUGGACUCACAUGCGAAGGUUCAGGAGAAAAUCAGUCAGUUGCAGGGUCAGAUUGAAGAGCGCAAGCGACGGAAAGCGGAGGCGCUGUUCGACAGCCUCGAUCGGGAUUUCCCAGAACUUGCCACCGUUGCGAGAGAGGAAGCGCGAAGACGGGGAUUGUAA